Molecule: messenger RNA, 1518 nt
Organism: Chaetomium globosum CBS 148.51
Lineage: Eukaryota; Fungi; Ascomycota; Sordariomycetes; Sordariales; Chaetomiaceae
Exons: 6
Coding region: 1-1518 (505 amino acids)
Biological process (GO): protein neddylation
Cellular component (GO): cytoplasm
Molecular function (GO): NEDD8 activating enzyme activity
Source: RefSeq, a predicted model, not a curated record
AUGAGCCAGACUCCUCCGAUUCUUCACGGGCCCUCAGAAAAGGAACGGAAAUAUGAUCGACAACUCCGUUUGUGGGCUGCGAGCGGCCAGGCAGCGCUAGAGUCGGCGAACAUACUCCUAGUGAACUCAGGGGCGGGGACCGUCGGUGCAGAGACUCUGAAGAAUCUCGUAUUGCCAGGCAUCGGCCGCUUCGCCAUCUACGAUGAGUCUCGAGUCAGUGAGGCCGACCUGGGUGUCAACUUCUUCCUGGACGACAGCUGCCUAGGCACGUCUCGGGCCCAGAGCCUGACCGAGCUCAUCCUGGAGCUCAACCCGGAUGUCCAAGGCAGCUGGUAUCCCAAUGAGGACACAAAGACCCUGGACUCACUAUUGAAUGACUCCCCGGUGUUCACCGUCAUCAUGUACACGCACCCGAUUCGCCCAGAGCAGCUCUCACGGCUCGAGGCCUAUGGCCAGCAGCACAAGACCCCGCUCGUGGCGAUUCACUCUGCUGGGUUCUACUCCUAUUUCCAGAUUAACCUCCCAGGGGCCUUCCCAAUUGUCGACACCCACCCAGACGAGACGGCAACCACUGACCUGCGGCUGCUGAACCCCUGGCCGGAGCUGGUGGCCUUUGCCGAGGAGUUGACCAAGGAUAUCGACGGCCUAGACAACUUCGAGCACGGUCACCUGCCAUAUGUGGUGAUCCUUCUCCACUACCUCGAGUCGGGGUUCUGGCUCAUCGCGGACGCCGUCAAGAAGUUCUACGAGGAGCAUCAAUGCCUACCCCUUCCUGGCAAGCUGCCCGACAUGAAGGCGCAGUCUAAGGUGUACAUUCAGCUACAAGGCAUCUACAAGGCCAAGGCACGCAAGGACGCCGCCAAGAUACUGGAAAUAGUACAGGCCUCGCCGGGUGGCGAGCACGUCAAUCCCGCAGAAGUGGAUCUCUUCUGCAAGAAUGCAGCCUUUGUCAAGCUAAUCAAUGCGACGGGGUGGAGGGGCAAGCAGCAGCGGUGCGAAGAUCAGCAGAGCAGAUCGUUUGAAGGCAGCGGCGGACGAGUCAUCCAUCUCCACACGUAUCGGCCCCGUCAACACGAAGAAGGCGGGGAAGCGAACAAGAAGCGAGAAGGAAGCGAGAGCAAGGAGUCAAAGACUAACGAAAGGGUGGCAUCGCCACCGCUGACUUACCAGACCGCGAGUUCGCCAACGACGAGACCGCCGCUUUCUCGCUCUCCCCGCUCUCCCUGCUACCAAUCUACCUCGCCCUCCAAGCGACAGCCCACCGGGGGCUUCAGCGCCGACGCCAUCCUCGCGGCGGUCGCCCAGGCGGUGCCCGGCGCGGAGAAGCGGGAGGGCGUGGUGCAGGCCGCGCACGAGGUGGCGCGGGCCGCCGGGGGCGAGCUGCACAACGUCGCCGCGCUGACGGGCGGCAUGGUGGCGCAGGAGACCAUCAAGAUCGUGACCAAGCAGUACAUCCCCGCCGACAACACGUGCGUGUAUGAUGGCAUUGGGGGCAGGGUGCAGGUGCUGAGGCUGUGA